GCGGCUUGGAUACAUGUGAUUUGUUUAUUUCCUUUAGCAAUUAGCGUCAUAGUGCCGUAGUGUUAUUCGUCAUUCAUCGGUUCUAAUUUUGGCGUGAUUCGCAGAACGUCUCCCGCACACAGGCACAUCGUAUUCGGUGGCAAAUAAAGCACAAUGACAGCCAACUACUGGGAAUCAUCGCAAUUCCAGCGGUUUAUGCUGACGCGCUCGGAAUUGGCGGAUGCGGAGCGACUGCACUCUAUGCGGCUGACUCGGCACGAGACUGUGUUUCUAAAGAUAUACUUUGCGGGAGUGAUUCAGAAGCUUGGCAAACGGCUGCGCAUCCGGCAAGAGAUUAUCGCCACCGCUUUGGUUUACUUCAAGCGCUUCUAUUUAAACAAUACUUUUUACGACAUCGAUCCGUACCUGAUGGCCGCUACGAGCGCAUAUCUCGCAUGCAAGGUUGAGGAGAACCCGCAUCACAUAAAGUACAUUUGCAACGAAACCAAGGCGGCGCUUGCAGAUGUUUCGCCCGCCAUAAAGUUCCCCUACGACGUGGCUGACAUUGCCGAGUGCGAGAGCUACUUGCUGGAAGAGAUGAAGUUUUACCUCGUUGUCUACCACCCGUACCAGGUGCUGAUAGACAUAAACGAGCAGGCCAAGCUUCCUAAGCCAUCGUUGCAAGCAGCAUGGUAGGUCCUGUAGGGCAUUGUGCAGUUAGCUCCCAAUAGUAGCUGGCUGGUGUUGGAAACUAUUAACCAAAUGUUUGUGUUGCCUCUAGCAAAGAGAAAAGCGAAACAAAUAGCGCUGCUGCUGAAUGCCACCACUCCUAUUUUAUGCUAGGUCGAUUAUCAACGACAGCUUCCGG
Messenger RNA from Linderina pennispora, 847 nucleotides. Its product is annotated as cyclin-like protein. NCBI's taxonomy places the organism in Eukaryota, Fungi, Kickxellomycota, Kickxellomycetes, Kickxellales, Kickxellaceae. The record is from RefSeq and is a predicted model, not a curated record. Gene Ontology annotation, biological process: positive regulation of transcription by RNA polymerase II. Gene Ontology annotation, cellular component: mediator complex; nucleus. The transcript has 6 exons. Bases 154 to 675 code for a protein of 173 amino acids. Gene Ontology annotation, molecular function: cyclin-dependent protein serine/threonine kinase regulator activity.